Colletotrichum karsti is the source of this 897-nucleotide messenger RNA. Its product is annotated as anaphase promoting complex subunit 10. Gene Ontology annotation, biological process: anaphase-promoting complex-dependent catabolic process; protein K11-linked ubiquitination. Gene Ontology annotation, cellular component: anaphase-promoting complex. The transcript is spliced from 3 exons. The record is from RefSeq and is a predicted model, not a curated record. NCBI's taxonomy places the organism in Eukaryota, Fungi, Ascomycota, Sordariomycetes, Glomerellales, Glomerellaceae.
CUGGUCCUGCUGCUGACUCAUCUCUCACCUUCAGCCAGCUCGCAUGCAGACGACGACGCCGAUGACGGCGAAGCCUUUCCCCCACAACGCGUCAACUGGGCUGCUAUGAGAGCGGAUGCCAACAUGGACUACCUUCGAAACUCUCAGAUCCCCGAAUAUUCGGAUGAGGACGACCCGGCUGGCGUCCCCUUCGGCGACCUUGGAGACAUCUCCGCCGAGGACACUAGCGUUGAGGACGACGAGAAUCAUGCAGUCGACCAGCAAGAAGAGGCAGAAUUCGACCCCCUUGCCGUCGGUCUAAAGGAAAUAUCCAAUCUGGGGAAAUUCACCGUUAGCAGCCACAAGCAAGGCAACGGUGUCGACCAGCUGCGGAACGACAGCUUGAAGACUUACUGGCAGUCUGACGGUCCCCAGCCUCACAAAUUGACCGUCUACUUCAUCAAGCGCGUCGGCAUCAGAGACAUUCGCUUCUACGUGGACUACAACGAGGACGAGUCCUACACGCCCACCAAGAUCGUCUUCAAGUCUGGCACCAGCGAGAACAACUUGAUCCAGUUCGCCCAGAUGGAGUUGGCGGCGCCUGUAGGAUGGCAGCAGGUCCCCAUCGCCGGCUCCGGCGGUGGCCCUGACGGCAACACGCUCGUAUCGUAUGUGUUCCAGAUGCAAAUACUCGAGAAUCACCAGAAUGGAAAGGACACCCACCUCCGCUCCAUCAAAAUCUACGCCGCGGACAACGAUGGUGUUGGUGUCGAGCGAGAGGCUCACCCAACUUCUGCGAACACCGCUACGAAUGUCGAUGAACCUGAUACGGAGGAACUAGCCGAUCCCUGGGAUAUAUCUGCCCUCGAAGCUGAUCUCCCUGUUCCGGACUUCAUGAAAGAGCCUGAGAUUCGAUGA